UUAUAUAAUUUUUAUCAGAUUUUCUCUCUCUUCAUUAUUUAAUCCCCUUUUUAGCACCUUUCUCUCCCUUUUUAUCUUUUCAAAAAUUUUUUCCCAUUUUUUAUUGCAUCACAAAAUUUUAGACUUCAAAAAAAUACAUAAAAGGAAUUUCUUUUUUGACUUUUUCUCGAGAAUUUUAGAUUUUAUUUUUUUCUUCUUUUCCCAAUUUUUUGCUCAUCCUUUCCUCUUUUAAGUAUUUUUAAAAAACUAAAAAUCUGAUUUUCUUUUUUUCUUUUUUUUCUUUUCGGCGACUUUUCUUUUUGUCCUUUUUUUACAAAUAAAUUUAUUUUUAUUUAUUUUCGUGUCCUCAUCUGUUGGCAUUUGUUUUUCUUUUAACAAUUUGGAUUUAUUUAUUAUUUAAAAGCUAACCAAGAUUUGCUAAAAAUAUUAUGUACAUAUUUUUUUGUGGGUUUAUUAAUUUUUAAAAAUUAUUUAGAUAUUUUUAAGCUCAAUUAAAGACAACUCUUUUUAUUUAAAAAAUGCCUUGUAAUUCUUGUAUUCCUCCCCCACCAAUUUUUGAUAUUCCCCCACCUCCAGAUCCCUCUCUUAUUUUACAUUUGUUAAUUGAAGAUAUUCAACAACAACAACAUUCAUUUCAUCCCCAACAAUUUUAUUCUUGUUUAAAACCUUCACCAUUCCCUUCUUUUUUAUCCAAACUUUUAUUUGGCGGUGAUUGGCUAUUACCUUUUUUGGCUAUUUUUCUUUUUUGUAUUUUCAGUAUAUUUGUUGGAUUAAUUAUUUUAAUUAGAAAAAGAAGAAAAAAAAGAGAAGAGGAGGAAAUGAGGAGAAGAAGAACACAAAAUAAUGGAGGAGAAAAGAAGAAAAAAUUAAAUAGAAAAAGGUAG
Messenger RNA from Meloidogyne enterolobii, 884 nucleotides. Lineage: Eukaryota; Metazoa; Nematoda; Chromadorea; Rhabditida; Meloidogynidae. The record is from the annotation of a GenBank genome assembly.